AUGUACUGAAUACUUUCAUUUCCAGAAGAAGUGAAUGAGCUGAAAUUAAAAAAAAAAAAACAUCAGUGGAAAGUUGCUGUCAUAAUCAUGUGGCUGAAGGAGAAGAUUGACUUUGCAUGGAAUUUCUUGAAGCUCAUCUUCAUAACAGCUCGAAUGGCCUCAGUUCUUCUCUUGGCGCAGGUGUCAGGUUCACAACAUCAGCAGCUACAGGAUCGGAUGAUUGCAGUUAUGAAAACUACACCCUUGAAGCCAGAGGAUUAUGUUGACUCUAUGUACAGUUUCUCCUACAUUUACCAGUUCUUUCAUUCACGAUACAUUGACCUGUUCUGCCAAGCAAAGCUGAAUGAUCUUGCCCCAAAUCCGACUCUUCAGACACUUAAUGGAGAGGUGGUAUCGCUGUUGAGUGCCAUGAAGCACAACCGGCCACUUGUUUUAAAUUUCGGCAGCUGCUCCUGACCUCCAUUUAUCACCAGCCUGCAAAGCUUCAACGCUAUAGUUGAGCAGCAUGGUGACGUGGCAGAUUUUCUGAUCAUUUACAUAGAAGAAGCCCAUCCAGCAGACGGAUGGGCAUUUAAAAACAACCCCUUCACGAUCAGGAGACACCGCUCAAUGACAGAAAGGCUUGAGGCUGCUCAGAUGCUGGUUGAGGCACACCCAUCCUGUCCUGUGUGGGUGGAUACCAUGCAGAACCAAGCCAAUUUUUUGUAUGGUGGUCUUUACGAACGGUUGUAUGUUUUGUUAAAUGGUCGUGUGGUUUAUGCUGGUGAGCGGGGCCCUCAAGGCUACUCUCUUGAGGAAGUUGCAAAUUGGCUGUCCACGUAUAGAUAUUCUAUGCCCAACUUAUCUUUAGAGACUUUUGAGACUUAACACCAACAGAGUUUCUGUCCUGCUCUAGGUGCUUGCUCUCUUGACUUAAAAAUUUUGUUGACUUCUCCAAAGAUAAUCAAAUAAUUUUUCAUUUCCAACAUGCUUACUGUACAUGGCAUUGGCAAAUUCUGCAUCUGUUUAGCAUAUAUUCCCUAUUGUACAGUGCUGCUAGCCACCACUUAUGAUGCGAGAUGACAGAAAAAUUGUGGGUGUCCGCUAGUAGUUAAUGUGUGCACGAUGUUUCACGAUGUCUUCAUUCAUACAUAAUCAGAAUUGUUUUAGAGGAAAGCAUAGUUAUAAAACAUUUACCUCUAUUUAUGUCCACGUUUGAUUGUAUUUUGGAAUUCUGCCAGGAUGAUCUGGCUCUUUGAUGUUUUGGGGAGAGAAUCACCACAUGCUUCACAUACUAAUGACGACUCAGGCAGAAACAUUGUGCUUGUGACUGAUAACAAUGUGAACCAUGUGGGAUUUCUGUCCAUGUUUGCUACAGUUUAAAAAAGUGGAUUUAUUUUGGAGUGACAACUAAGUCUAUUGCAUGAAGUGCAUUUACUGUACUAUUGUAUACAUUACUACACAGAAAUGUAAUAGACAAUGUGUGCAUCAAAUCUGUGCCACAUUAUGCAGUUUUUUGGUUGCUUUAAAAAAUGUGUAUAAAAUUAAUUUUUAAAAAUAUCGAAACAUUAUUUAAUUAGUGCUUCCAUUAUAAUCAUCAUCUGUGGAGUUUUUGUUCAUAAAACGUUUUCAGCCAGCCUUUAUUAAACUGUAUUAACUUUAUUAAAAUAUUCUCAUACCAC
Pomacea canaliculata is the source of this 1661-nucleotide messenger RNA. RefSeq names its product thyroxine 5-deiodinase-like. Gene Ontology annotation, molecular function: thyroxine 5'-deiodinase activity. The transcript has a single exon. The record is from RefSeq and is a predicted model, not a curated record. Lineage: Eukaryota; Metazoa; Mollusca; Gastropoda; Architaenioglossa; Ampullariidae.